AUGAACAAUACCACAGAUUAUCAGACAGAGAGCUUAGACGAAUUGAACGAUCGAUAUGCAAGAGCAUUACUUCCGCUUACAAUAACGUUCGGCUUCUUUGCCGUUUUUGGAUUUUUCGGAAAUCUCAUAAUUCUACUCGUGUUCUCUUUGAGUCGGGAUUACAAGCGGAAUAAUUUCAAAGUGUUCGUUCUGACACUAGCUGUGAUAGAUCUGGUGAUAUGUAUAACUUUGAUACCCGCUGAGAUGGUGAAACAGAGGAAAUACUUUGAGUUUGGGGACGUGGUAACCUGCAAAGUGAAGUGUUUUUUCAACGUGUUUGGGGCAUCUUCCUCAUGUCUCGCCCUCCUGGUAAUAUCAAUAGAUAGGUUUAGAAAGGUGGUGCAGCCAUUUAAGAAACAAAUGACACCAGCCAUUGCAGUAAGAAUUUUGAUAGUGGUUGCUUGUGUAUUCCCUAUACUUUUAUCUAUACCCGGAACUAUUAUGUGUGGAAUAAAAACAACAAAUAUAACGAAUAUAUAUGGAGGGAACACGACUAUUCAUCUAUGUGAAACUGAAAAAAAGUACGAGAAAUCCAUUUGGAGGAUAAUCUAUAAAUUCACAUUCAUCAUUUUACUGGUCGGAAUUUCAGUGACGUAUAUAGUGUUGUAUACAUUUGUGAUGAGAGAAGCUGCUAAACAAAUGAAAGCGAUCUCAGAGCAGCGCACCAAUUCUUCGCCUGAAACGGUGUUUAGCACUGGAAUUUAUUUUCAAAAUACAAUUUGUAAUGAAACACCGGAGACCAACCGUAAACAAAUAGGGAUAGGUGAGAAUACUGGAAGUAACAUUUCGAACCAUACGGGGAGCAUCGAACAUAUCUGUAACAGAAAUGGUCGAACAAAGAGAACCAGGCAUUUCACAACAAAGACCAUUAUUUGUUUUUUAUUGACUAUUGUGUUUAUUGUUACGUAUGUUACGCAUAAUUUACUGACUCUUAAAGUUGGAAAAAUUGUCAAUAUGUCACCAAGUGAGUUUACGCUGUUUUCGUUUUUCUUUCGCAUAUACUUCUUAAAUCAUGUUAUUAAUCCAAUUGUGUAUGCUAUAUUUGUCAAAAGGUUUAGGAGCUCUUGUAGAAAUGUGUUUCCUAUGCUAUUGGGUGAUGUAGAGCUUAAAACAUCAUCAAGUGGGCUGAAAUACCUGGCGCUGAAUGAGCGCCAGACAAAAACGCGAACAGGGUCAAACAUAACAGAUGUACGGGAUGUUACGCCAAAAAUAUUUUCAAUACCAGAGGACAUAGAACGCUGUCCGGUUCAUGCGUACAAGCUGUAUGCAGUGCAACGACCAAUUGAUUUCUGCACAUCAGAUGACCCUUUUUACAUAGCGCCGAGAACCUCCUCACAAUCACAUGGUCAUGACCAUGAAAACUGGUUCAUGAAGAUGAAAUUGGGGGGAAAAGAAGCUGGGAGGACUUCUGAAAAAAUGGCUAGUGAUGGUGGUCUUGACAGCAACAAAAGGAUAACAAACAAACACUUGCAAAUGCUGGAAAAUGUGCAGCCGACCUCUUCAACGACCGUUAAUUCCAUUUGA
This is a messenger RNA of Mya arenaria, 1563 nucleotides long. Its product is annotated as cholecystokinin receptor type A-like. Gene Ontology annotation, biological process: neuropeptide signaling pathway. Gene Ontology annotation, cellular component: membrane. The transcript has 3 exons. The record is from RefSeq and is a predicted model, not a curated record. Lineage: Eukaryota; Metazoa; Mollusca; Bivalvia; Myida; Myidae. The coding region runs from base 1 to 1563 and encodes 520 amino acids. Gene Ontology annotation, molecular function: G protein-coupled peptide receptor activity.